This is a messenger RNA of Dermacentor silvarum, 3825 nucleotides long. RefSeq lists its product as uncharacterized. Gene Ontology annotation, biological process: peptidoglycan catabolic process. The record is from RefSeq and is a predicted model, not a curated record. The transcript has 8 exons. Gene Ontology annotation, molecular function: zinc ion binding; N-acetylmuramoyl-L-alanine amidase activity. Lineage: Eukaryota; Metazoa; Arthropoda; Arachnida; Ixodida; Ixodidae. Bases 1853 to 3271 code for a protein of 472 amino acids.
CCCCCCCCCCCCCAAAAGCACUUUUAUGUAGCACGUAUUGAGCAACAGAACACUGUGUCGGGAGUUUUUCAAGCCAAGCUUGCUACAACUCACAGAUGUCGGUGGCGUCCAUGUACGCACAAUAUUAUCAUCAUCAGCAUUGGCUCGAGCGUCGUCGUCUUCUUCCGCAGCUGGCUCUUUGGCGUCCCUCGAUUUGGGCUCGUGCUCGUGCUCGGCACGCGCUCGUGCCACUGCUCCCGCGUUCGUCGUCGUCGUCUGCUUCCACAGCUGGCUGAGUUUCCGCUAAUCAUUCCAGCGUAGAAUUUCACUUCUCUUCUGUCGUCGUAAUGGGGAGGCUGCGUUUACGGGGGUAUGGGCGAUUGCUUAAGAUGGUAUGAUGCAGUCAUUGUCUUCCGUAACCUGCAGAUUUAAUUUUGAAGAAAUUUCAUGGAAAUCCAUCCAGAAUGAACGCGCUCGGGAAAGGGCUCGUCGUCGACGUGCCGAUUCUAGCGUGGGGCUUCUGAAGCCCAGGCGAAACGUCAGCGAAGAGCCGCCGACCCCGAGCUGCGGGAGGGCGAUGUUGAGGCCAAACUUCAGUGUCGUCUAGCCCUCCAGGAACCCGACAACAGUGGUGUACGCCUCGGCAACGCUAGCGCCAACUUCCCCGGCGCGACGGCCAGGUUUCAACGAGAUUUUCUCAACCGGAACUUCGGAGCCAGCUGCAGUGCGUGUGACCGGUUGUGGUUCGAGCACAAUGUGGUACUCGUCAGUGCAAUUCGUUCGGAGGAACACCGAAGAAACACAGGACAAGCUUCGCUUACCCCCAUUUCUACGACAGGGGAGGGGCUACUGAUUUUUUUCAUUUUGCUCUACAAUUUCCCCAUUGACACUUUUCAUGUAAUUAUUAUAAUUGAGAAGCUUAUUAAUUAAGACUAAUUAUGUAAUUAGGCAGAAUGCAAAAAAUAUUAGAGUAUCUCCAAGCGAUGGCAAGCAGCAUAACGUUGGCUCUGUCCAGCUACGUGGCAUUUGCAUAUUUUUAAAUCUCGGUGCAUGAUAGUUGGGACACACUGCAUACGUUAUGCUCAUCUGUUGGUGAAAUCGACAAACCGCCCUGUGGCACGAAUCCCGCUUUAUACGAACACGGGCACCAAAACCUCUGCGACGCCAGCGGUACCGGCCCUGCCAAACCUCCUUGUACCGCACUGACGCGUACCGUUUGUCGUGGGCCUUGACUGUGAGAUACUCUGCACGAGCUCGUGGCGUCCCGGCACGUGACCGGGAGAGAAGGAGUAAAACGAAAAUGAAACGGCCUUGCUCGGGAAAAUAGGUCGCUCGUGAAGAAGUGACACAACAGGAACGACAACGAUGCGUGGCCUGACAGCGGAAACACAUCCUCCUGGUCGAGGCGAACCUGUAAAAAAAGAAAGCAAAAACGUCGGAUCGCGUAAGGCAAAAAUAUUCGCAUAACAACGACGCAAACAAAGUGACAAUGACGCCUUCGCAAAGAGACCAAGGAUGGAACGAAGAGACGAGCGUACUGUUUAGAUAUUUUUUUAUCAAUAUAGAAAAAAAUAAUAAAGGCAGAGAAGAAUAUAGACAAAGGGGGUGAAACUUGGCGUGGGAGAGAAGCGGCGGAAUUCCAGCCGCUUGCGGAGAGCGCAGUGUUGCGCACAAGCAACGGUGAGCGCGCGAUCGAUCACGGUGCAAGCCGCUACUACUUGUGUUGUACUGAAUAUACUGUCUACGUACAGGCCUGCAUGCAUGUGCACAAUUUCCAAACGAGAUGGGCGCAAAUGCGUGCGUGGGAUGACGUAGUCUCGGGAAGCCUCGCUGGCGUGUGAAACUGUCUCGGGAGAGCCUGCUCGUCUCAGUGAUGGUUCGUGGACUUGUCGCAGAGGUAGUCAUCGCUGUGGUUGUUCUCGGGAGUGCGGCUCCAGGACGCGCCGGCUCAUGGUGGCAUCCGUGGGUGCCGAUACAUCGAAUCCGCGUGAUGUUGGCUUGCUCGGGCAUCCGGUUCGUGUCCCGGUUCGAGUGGGGUGCCCGGCAGCCCAAGAACCAGAAGCGGCUCGAGGUCCAGCCGGUGUCCCGGUUCUUCGUGCACCACACCGAGGGUCCGGAAUGCUUCAACUACUGGAGCUGCUCGGAGCGGAUGCGCCACUGGCAGAACUUUCACAUGGACACGAGAGGUUGGGACGACCUCGGCUACAGCUUCCUCAUCGGGGGUGACGGGCGGGUGUACGUGUCCCGGGGCUGGGACCGCAGCGGCGCCCACACCAAGGGCCACAACGACGAUGCACUGGCAGCGGCGUUCAUCGGCGACUUCUCGCGCCACCUGCCGACUCCCUGGGCAGUCAGGGGACUCAUGCGACUGCUGCAGUGUGGCGUUGCCUUGGGGAAGAUCCGUCCUGACUACACACUGCACGGCCAUAGAGACGCCAACUGCAGGACGUGUCCCGGGGAAGCCCUGUACGCCUACAUUUCUCGGUGGAGGCGCUUCGGCGGGAAGCUUAAGAAGUACAUCUGCGAAACGCCAGUUACGCAGUCGUCCUCCACCGAACGUGUGUCGACGCAGACGCGUAUAGCUAGUACACCAAUGCUGCGAUUCCUCAAGUGCGGUUACGUGGGGACUGCCAAGAGCUUGCUCACGCUUGCGGCGUUUGGAGCUGUUCUGCAGGCUGCGACAAUCGUAGACACGAGUGCGCUACGUUAUAGCAUUGGAAGACAAGCUGUAAUUCCGCACCCUUUGAGUGCAGCUGCCCAGCGAUGUCCGGGCGUGGAGAUCGUGAGCCGCAGCGGCUGGGGCGCCAGGGCUCCGCGAAAUCGGCAAGCCAUGAAGAACCCCCGAGCCCAGUACGUGUUCAUACACCACACCACGGGGUCCCAAUGCAAGGACAAGGCCGCAUGCAGCAGGCUCAUCCGCAGCCACCAGAACUACCACAUGGACAAGAACGGCUGGGCAGACAUCGGCUACAAUUUCCUCGUGGGCGGUGACGGACGCGUCUACGAGGGCCGUGGCUGGGGUCGAGUAGGAGCUCACACCCGAGGCUACAACGACAACGGCAUCGCCAUCUCGUUCGUCGGUGACUUCAUGAAGUCGACGCCCAACACUGCGAUGCUCAACGCGGCCAAGAACCUUAUUGCCUGCGGCGUCAAAGCGGGCAAGAUCAACCCGAAAUAUUCUCUGCACGGUCACCGCGACGCAAACUGCACUGCCUGUCCAGGCAACCGACUCUACGACAUCAUCAAGAAGUGGGCCCGCUUUGGCGGUAGACUCAAGAAAUUCGUCUGCUAGCAGCAUGCCCAUCCAACGAAAGAAAAUAAAUAUAGACAUGACGGCACUACGGAAGUCCCCAUUGUCAUUUUGGCCUCCAGAAACGCGUUGCGAAUAUAAAGGUAUAGCAUCGUCGUCAUCAUCAUCGUCAUCCUCAUCAUCCAGUUUUUGCAUCAACGGCAGGACGAUGAAGUGCAUGGCAUUACAGCUGCUUAGAGGGUCAGUGACCUGGACUUGCGGAGUCCGCACCAUUGUUUAUCUCUUAAUUUCGAUCCGAAUGCCAUCGACCAUAGCUUGCCCUCUUAUCUAUGCAGCUGCCUGCUUAUCAACAUGACAAGCUGCCUUAUAAUUUGAACUUAUCUCUGAAACGCGUAGCAAAAAAAAAAAAAAAAAGCGUGGUUUUCUGUACGAAUACGUCAAUUCCGGUUCGGAAGACAAAAAUUAACUGCAAUUCUUAAGUGGGGUGCAAGAUGCCAUGAAGGCGUCAGAUCCCGUCUACGUCGGUUAAUAUGACGCAGUAUAGGAGAAAACAAAAAGCACCAAGCAGGGAGACUCUGCUGCCACGGCAAUCAGCU